UCUCUCGUCACUCCCACUUCGUCUUCUUCCUUCUCCAAUUCUCCUUUUUUCUGCAACCUAAAAAUCAUACAUUUAUGCAAUUUCGUUUAUUUAUUUAUUUUGUUUUCGUGGUAAAUUAAAAUAUGGAGAGGGUUUGGGAAAUUGCAGGCAACCUGGGAGAGACGCACAAGCAAGUUGUCCCCAUAACGGUGUUUGUGACGGUUCUCUGCUUCUGUUUGGUCGUCGGCCACCUGCUCGAAGAAAAUCGUUGGGUUAACGAAUCAAUUACCGCUCUUAUCAUCGGGUGUGUGACUGGGACAAUAAUUCUGCUUAUAAGCAAGGGGAAGAGUUCACACAUACUCAGAUUUGAUGAGGAGCUGUUCUUCAUUUAUCUCCUGCCCCCUAUCAUUUUCAAUGCAGGAUUCCAGGUCAAGAAGAAACAGUUCUUCCACAACUUCUUUACGAUAAUGCUGUUUGGAGUAAUCGGAGUUUUUAUAUCAUCGCCCAUCAUCGCAACAGGUUGUUGGUUGUUGUUUGGCAAGUUUGGUAUUAAUCUGAGCCCCCGUGACUAUCUAGCCCUUGGAGCGAUUUUUUCCUCGACGGACACUGUCUGCACUCUGCAGGUUCUCCAUCAAGAUGAGACUCCCUUACUCUACAGCCUCGUUUUCGGUGAAGGUGUAGUAAACGAUGCUACAACGGUUGUUCUAUUCAAUGCAGUUCAAAAGCUCGAUGUUAAUAGAAUCGACGGGUGGACAGCUGUCAAAGUUCUUGUGGAUUUCUUGUACUUGUUCUCCACAAGCACUGCUCUAGGAGUUGCUGCUGGGCUCGUGACUGCAUUUGUUCUCAAGGGCUUGUACUUUGGGAGACAUUCAUCCGUUCGUGAAAUUGCUCUUAUGGUUCUUAUGGCGUACCUUUCCUACAUGUUGGCUGAGCUGUUCGAACUAAGUGGGAUCUUGACGGUGUUUUUUGCCGGGAUUUUCAUGUCGCAUUAUGCUUGGCAUAAUGUGACCGACAGUUCAAGAAUCACAACCAAGCAUGUGUUCGCAAUGAUGUCAUUUAUCGCAGAGACGUUUAUAUUUUUAUACGUGGGAAUGGAUGCUCUGGACAUUGAGAAAUGGAAAAUGAGCAAGUUGAGCGGUUGGGACUCGAUUGGCGUUUACAGUGGUAUCAUGUUAUUGAUAUUGCUUGGACGUGCUGCAUUCGUCUUUCCUCUCUCGGCUUUAUCGAAUUGUUUGAACACAAGUACAAGAAGGUCAUCCUCAAUAACAUUUAAUCACCAGAUUGUAAUUUGGUGGGCCGGGCUAAUGAGAGGAGCCGUCUCCAUUGCUUUAGCAUUCAAACAGUUCACUCAUUACGGUGUGCCACUGGAUCCAGUCAAUGCCACGAUGGUCACAGCAACUGUUAUUGUCGUAAUCUUCAGUACACUAGUGUUUGGAUUCUUGACAAAGCCGUUGAUAAGUUAUUUGCUUCCUCAUUCGAGUGCUAGCAAUUUAGAACGUGAGCCGACUAUCUCCAAAGAGGCAUUGAAGCUUCCUCUUCUUUCGUUUGAAGAAUCUGCUGCAACAAAUCUUCUCCGAGCAAAAGAUGGGUUUUCGAUGCUAAUGGAAAGGCCCGUUUACACUAUCCAUUCCUUUUGGAGGAGAUUUGAUGAUGCCUACAUGAGACCGACAUUUGGCGGGCCCCGAAGCAAUGAAUUGUCGUAAUUAGCAGGAGGAGCUAAUAAUAUGAAUGAAUUGGUGGAUAUAACUUACUAGUCUAACAUGGUGGGACCAUGAUCUCUGCGGUUUAAACUAUUGACCUCGAACGAACGAGUUGUCGAGUCAAGUCGGCUACUGAAUUGGUCUCGAAAUUUUUUACUUGGACUUGGCUCGUGCAAGGUGACUCCCUUCUGGAGAAUCGUCUUGUGUAAUAAUAUUUUGCGAUAAAUUUUCUAUUUAUUUUCGGCAACUCCUAUAUUGUACAGUGCGCAAAUUCAGGUAAAAUUUGCAAGACAAGUACCAAGAUUUUUGUUUUUAGUUAUUUGCUCUGAGGUCUUGGGUUUAUUUUCUUAUUUUUGUGUAACGGGGUUCAACUUUUCGAAAGAAAAAUAAAAUAAAGUAUAUUGCA
Erythranthe guttata (spotted monkey flower) is the source of this 2085-nucleotide messenger RNA. RefSeq names its product Na+/H+ (sodium hydrogen) exchanger 3 (gene NHX3). The record is from RefSeq and is a predicted model, not a curated record. Lineage: Eukaryota; Viridiplantae; Streptophyta; Magnoliopsida; Lamiales; Phrymaceae. Gene Ontology annotation, cellular component: plasma membrane. Gene Ontology annotation, biological process: regulation of intracellular pH; potassium ion transmembrane transport; proton transmembrane transport. Gene Ontology annotation, molecular function: potassium:proton antiporter activity; sodium:proton antiporter activity.